ACCCCCUGGCGCGGUCGCCGUGGAUACUGGCGGGGGGAGGGGUGGGGUUUAGAGGAAGCGGAAGUGUCAGAGCAGGCGGAAGUGGUACUGCCCUGAAUACCCUGAGCAGCGAGCGGAGGACGGCUUGAUUAACUCCCAUCGUUCAGAGAAUAAAAUCGGGAUUUCUAGUACGCGCUAAAUCCUCAAAAUGGAUAAGAACGACCUGGUACAGAAAGCCAAGCUGGCCGAGCAGGCCGAGCGCUACGACGACAUGGCGGCUGCCAUGAAGGCCGUGACGGAGCAGGGCCUGGAGCUCAGCAACGAGGAGCGCAACCUGCUCUCUGUCGCCUACAAGAACGUGGUGGGGGCCCGCCGCUCAUCCUGGCGCGUCAUCUCCAGCAUCGAGCAGAAGACGGAGGGGAACGAGAAGAAACAGCAGAUGGCCCGCGAAUACCGUAUGAAGAUCGAGGCUGAACUCCAAGAAAUCUGCCACGACGUGCUGAAUCUGCUCGACAAAUUCCUCAUUCCCAACGCAUCUCAGGCGGAGAGUAAGGUGUUCUACCUCAAAAUGAAAGGAGACUACUUCAGAUACCUGUCAGAGGUGGCCUCUGGGGACUCAAAGAAGGACACGGUGGACAGCUCUCAGCAGGCCUACCAGAAAGCCUUCGACAUCAGCAAGAAGGACAUGCAGCCAACACACCCCAUCCGGCUGGGCCUGGCCCUCAACUUCUCCGUCUUCUACUACGAAAUCCUCAACUCGCCCGAGCAGGCCUGCACUCUGGCCAAGCAGGCUUUCGACGAGGCGAUCGCCGAGCUCGACACCUUGAACGAGGACUCGUACAAAGACAGCACGCUGAUCAUGCAGCUACUAAGGGACAACCUCACUCUGUGGACAUCAGAAAACCAGGGAGACGAGGGCGAAGCCGGCGACGGGGAGAACUAGAACGCACUUCACUGUUAACCCAUCCCCACUCUCUUCCUCCUCCUCCUCCUUUGAUCUCUCUUCCUCUUUCUUCUCUUCUUCCUGUCUUCAUACACAUAAAACAGCCCGUUCAUUCCCCUCGUCCCACUUUUUCAAGCCCAGCCUCCCGACCUCCCUUCUGUAUAACCAACGGCAUGAAUAGUACCUGACCUUCUGAGACGGAUGGGAAAAGAAAAAAAGGAGAGGGGGGGGGGGGCAAGAGAAAGUACUCCAUCACCCCACGAUCCCUCCAUCCCUCCCUCCCCUUGAUCAUGGCACUCCAAGGCAGGCCAGCAGACUAAACUGGUCCAUGUAGUCUUCUAGCACGCAGGGAGGGUUUUUAUCCAGAACUACAAAAUAAAGCGUCUUUUAGGGCCCACACUUUUUUAAUCUUCCUCCUCCAUUCCUUCCGCUCUUCCCUCCAUCUUCCUAACCCCCACCCUCUAAUGAGUUAAUGCACAUAUAUAGUUGUCCACUACCCCCUCCUCUCUAUUGAGUUAAUGCACUUCUCUAGUCGUCCAACCCUUCUCUUUUGGCUUUUCUUAGUGUACUAGCUGCUGGCUGGUUUUAUUCCACUUUAAACAACACCACCAACAAAAGGUUAUUAAACUGUCUGUUUAUUUUCAACAAACACUGUGAUGCUUAGUUCUUCCUCCACCUUGCCCCGCCAGAUCCUCGUUUUGGUGGCGAGAGCAAGAUUCAGCUGGGCGGGGGGGGGGGGUGGUUUGAGCGGCAGUGCCAUUCUGCUGGCGUUUAUACAGAAGGGUCCUCCUACAAGGCCGUAUUGUGACACUGACGACUCGAAAAACCAGAAGAGCUCCACCCGCUGUGUAAUCAAACACGCUUUUUAGUUUUUAUUCAACGCCGUUCGGCGUCAUUUUCAGUUCGGAGCUAAAAUUAAUUUGGGAACUUAUUUUAAAAAAAAGCAACCGCACACAUUCCAUGUUGGCUUUAGACCGGUGAGGCCAGCUCGGCUCCAUCAGCCCCGCUGGCCCUCAAGGGAAUUCCUUAACAUGAUCAUUUCCCCUCGCGAUUGCUUUUUCCUUCUUUUUUUCUCAUAGUUCCAGUUUUUUGAAAGCUGUAAAAUUGUAAAACGUGUUUAGAGCUUAACUGUAAAUCUCAAAACGGUUGGUUGAUUUUUGUGAACACCUGCUUCGGCUGCUGUUUCACGCCUCGGCAUUUAACACCAGAACAUAUACAUAUAUAGUUUUAUUUUGGUACUUUAUUUCCUCUUCCUCCGCCCUCCUUAUAUAUGAGCCCCUUGAUUGACGUCUACCCCACUCGCUGCUGAGUGGGUCGAUGUGCACGCCGUCAUUCAUCGCCAUGGGGACCGUACCCUCCGUGGGUCGACUCUUCCACUUCCUGCUUCCUCGUUUCCAAAAUAAAAGUGGCAGGAUCGGCUAACUGCCUUUUUAAAAAAAAUCAAAGUUGAGUCCAUGUUAAUUCUUUAACUCAAAUGGGCUAAAAACAUAUUUUUCUUUUGAUUAAUAACUACAAGAAAGGUGUAACCAAAUCCAAGCAAUUUUCAUCCAGUACUUGGUGUAAGUCGAGGCUUUUUUUUUUUUUUUUUUUUUUUUAAUAUUAGGCUUAACCCAGCUGACUCGUUUAAAUGUUCAAUUUCAAAUGAGAGGAAGCUAAGGAAGCGGUGGUUUUGAAGUGUCCCCCUUGGUGUAAAUGUCAGUCCACAACAGGUACGCGAGUCCAAGGAGCCCGAUCUCCCGGCAGCCGAUCAGCCAGUCAUCUGUUUGUGGAAGUGAGAACCUGUAGUUCGGAUCCCGGUUAAUGUAUUCAGGCUAGAGUUCAUGAACACUCAUAAAUGUCGUGGCAACCUUUUUUUUUAGAUGACUGCAUGUAGAAUGGAGAGAACACCCGCUGAGCAGUUACCGGUACAACAUUCAGCUCUGUCCAGAUCGGCUCUUUUACAAUAUGGACAUUUGGACUGCUUGUUAAGACUCUGCCGAUAGCGAGGUACUGUCACGUGUUCGGAACUGAAACUUCGGUUCCGAACUUUGAGAAAUAUCGGACGUCAGCGGACCACGACGCCGACCUGCGAGUCGGCCCCAUUUGAUUUCGCUGAUCCGCUCAGUGUCACAAUAACCUUGGUCACUCGUCACCAUCUCAACAUUCCACUCUUUAGGUGUAGAAAAGUCCCGUCUCAAUGUUUUUCUUUAGCUGGGGACAAAUGUUUUCAUGCACUAAAGUUUAAAAGGUUAAAAAAAAAAA
This is a messenger RNA of Etheostoma spectabile (orangethroat darter), 3163 nucleotides long. It is a transcript of the gene ywhaba, whose product is annotated as tyrosine 3-monooxygenase/tryptophan 5-monooxygenase activation protein, beta polypeptide a. The record is from RefSeq and is a predicted model, not a curated record. The transcript is spliced from 7 exons. Lineage: Eukaryota; Metazoa; Chordata; Actinopteri; Perciformes; Percidae. The coding region runs from base 188 to 922 and encodes 244 amino acids.